Molecule: messenger RNA, 2691 nt
Organism: Maudiozyma barnettii
Lineage: Eukaryota; Fungi; Ascomycota; Saccharomycetes; Saccharomycetales; Saccharomycetaceae
Gene: SEC15
Product: Rab GTPase-binding exocyst subunit SEC15
Exons: 1
Coding region: 1-2691 (896 amino acids)
Biological process (GO): exocytosis; intracellular protein transport; Golgi to plasma membrane transport
Cellular component (GO): membrane; exocyst
Source: RefSeq, a predicted model, not a curated record
AUGGAUCAAGAGACACUUUUAACUGAUGAAUUUCAGAAGAUAAUCCUAACUUCUGCUGCCACUUCUGUCUCUUCUUCCUUUUUAACUAAUAAGGAGAGGAAAGAAAAAUUACUACUCUCAAAGAACAAGAAGACAGGCAAUAUCUCUAAUGAAGAUAUCGAAAAAGUUUUAGGUGAUUCUUUGGACACACAAUUGUUUGAUAAAUGGAUCCCUUUUCUUCGAGAAACGAUAGAAAACGAACAACUUGAAGUGGUUGUCGACGAGCUGCAAUCGUCUACAGAAGAUAACUUCCAAGGAUUAGAACUUCAAUUGUUGCGUGAUUUCCAAGUUACCAAUAAAUUAACCGAAUCUAUUGGAGAAGUAACUAAUAUCCAAGGUACCAUUGAAAAACAAUUGACAGUUCAAAUGCAAGACUUCCAAAAUAAAUUAUCGUCAUCAUCUAAUGAUUUAAUAAUGAAAAAGCAAGUAUUUGUAAAUAAUAAAAAAACGUCACUAAAAAUAUCAGAAGCCAUUAUCGUAAUUACCAAAGUGCUACGAAUUUUAGAAUUGUCAAGUAAGUGCCAAGAAUUGAUUACAGAAAAGAGUUUUUUCAAAGCCCUUCAAAAUCUUGAUAACUUAGAAAAAUUAUAUUUACAAGAAUUUAAAAAUUACAAUUUCGGAUUUCUGAAGGAAAUAUAUGAUUCUAUCCCCUUUUUGAAAAAAGUGGUUAAAGAUGAAUGUAUAAAUUUAAUUCGUAACUCAUUUAAUAUUAAUUUAGGUAAAAAUCUGGAAGAUGUUGGUAAUUCUAUAUUUAACUGUUACGAAAAGCAACUACUUCCCCAAUGGUUACAACUCAAAGAAAAGAUGGAUUUCAACAUAUUCAAAUUCAAUUCCCCAGUCGAAAUAUCCUUAAGAGAUCAGGAAAUUCUAAGUACAAUCACAUUAGACAAUUUUUUCCACUUAGAUGAGUUCCAUGAUGCUAUAAUGAUAUUUGAAACUUUAAACCAAACGACAUACUUACUUUCUGAGUUUACAAAAGAGUACGAAUUUAGAAAAUUCAAAGUAAUUUUCCCAUUAGUAUGGAAGAAAACUGUUAAUAAUAUAAAUAUCACAACAUCAGAUAUCGAGAGAGAUGCAUUUACUAAGAAUUUAACUUUGCCAUUCCUGAAAAGUUACUUGCUUCGUAUAUUAGGUUUCUUAAUGUAUGAUAUUUGCUUAAAUAAAUCGACAGAUUUCAUCCUGGUAGGUAGUAACUAUAAUGCUACCAAUGAAUUUUGGGAAGGAUUGCUUAAUAGAUUAGGCCCAUAUCUCAGUUACGCAAUGAACAAAUUACUCAAUACCGAAGAAGAGCUCAUAGAUUUCAAAAAUUUCUUAAGUGUGUAUGUUGCUAUAGUGGAAAAUUUCAAUUUGAGUAUAACACCGCUCUAUAACAUCUUACUCUCCAUUUUUCAAAAAUACUGUAAUUUAUCUAUGGAAUCGUUCCGUGAGGAAUUUAGAACGUUAUUGGAUGAUGAUGAUUUUAUGCCUUUAACUAUCCAGGAUCGUACAUUAUUUGAUAAGGUCAUUAAAAUUUGUUGGUUAAAGAAGGAUGAAAACACCAGGUUGAUCGAGGAAGUAAAUGCACUAGAAGCAUCUGGAUCUGAAUUUUCUAUUACACUUCCAUUUUCUCCAUUAUAUCCAAUGACUUGCACUCUGGCCAAAAAAAUAUACUCAAAGUUGACUCUAUUCAUCUCAGUUUUCUACGGCCAUAAUCUACAAUACUUGAGUAACAUGCUAAUUAAGACAAUGGAUGUUAUAUUUAACGAUAUUGUCAAUCAACAGAUCAAGUCCAAAUUGGAUAGUAAAUCUAGAGAAGAAAUAGCCCAAAUAUUAAUUAACUUAGAUUACUUCAUCAUUGCAUCCAAAGAAUUCAGUAUGAUGAUGACGAAUACGAAUAUUCUACAGAAUCCCGACAUUGAGAUCAAACUAUCCUCCAUCAAACAUUACAUCGAAAGUAGAAAAUAUGCUGAAACUAAGUUAAUUGAACUAAUUGAUUCAAAGAUAUCUGACGUAUUGGAUACCGUAGAAUUUGAUUGGACCUCCACCAAAUUACGUGACGAACCGGACAUUUCAAUCAUUGAUGUUGCACAAUUUUUAGAAAUGAUGUUCGCUUCCACGUUAGUUAAUUUGCCAUACAGUAUUCAAACACUACUGAUUUUCAGAGAAUUUGAUUCUUUGACAAGAAAAGUACUCGACGUACUACUACAUGAAACCCCUUCUUCUUUGACUCAACAAAGUGUUUCGAAUUUCGAAAUUGAUGUAAAUUAUUUACAAGGUAUCAUUCCUAAAAUAUUUCCAUCACUUUCUCCAACAACAUCUGAUCUUCAUUCAGUUCCAGGGACCCCUAAUCCAAAUACUUCUGAUCGUCAAGUAGGUUUAUUAGAAAAUAAUAUGAAAUCUUUAGAAGAAACAUUUAUUGAACUGAAUCAAUGCAUAGAAUUAUUGAAGAUAAAAAGCCACACAGAUUAUGCUAAUCCUGAAAUUAGAAUGAAAAAAUUUUCUCGUAUAAAACCUGAAGAUGCAAAUAUUCUACUAAGCAAGGUAAGGAGUUCAACACCAGAGUCUGAUGAUAAUUCAGAAUCCAAAUUGAUAUUAGGUCCUGCAAGAAGCUCCACGCCCUCUAACGAUUCUUCUGGGAAUUCCAAUAGAUUGGCAAAGUUGUUUGGCCGUUAA